AUGGCAGCACGCAGGCUCCCUCCAAAGACCCGUGAGAUGGAUUUCGGCAAUGUAGGAGUUGCUGGAAGACGGACCGGUGUCACCCUAGAGAAGGGCAAGAUUGACGAACAUGGCAUGGAAGAAAUCGAUGGGAUGUUCUCGUCGCCAGAAAAAUCCCCUGUGGGUGCAAGCGCCAAUGGGUUUGGAAACGACACGACCGUGCAGUCCGAAGACAUGGAGACUGGAGGGAGUAGUAGUAUUCCUGAACCGGCAGACAUGCUUACUGCGCGUCGUAACGCUCGCGACCGCUUUGUUCUUCCUCCCCGUUCACGAUCACCUAUCAAAACUUUCUUAAGCGGCUCCCCUCGCAGAACCCCUGGCAUACGCUCUUCGCCAAUCCCUCAAAGCGAUCAAAUAUCGAGUCCUUCCUCGCGCACUGUCGCCAAGAGGACGCUUAAUUUCUCCAAAACGCAAGAUCAGCAUAGCAAUUCACCCCUGAAACAUAUCCGGUCUACAUCUGCUACUCUACACGUUGGGUCUCCAGAAAGUAGAGAGCACCCUGAAGAAGCGCCUAUCCACCUGGAAGAUCAAACUGCAGAUUUCUCAGACGAUGGAAGCCAUUUAGCUGAGGAAGCUGAGGAAGAACUUUUCGUAGAAGCACAUGGAGAUUAUCACGAAAGUAGCGGUCAAGAUGGGCAUGACCAACAUGCAAAUACUGACACCAAUGAUAGCGAAGAAUCAGAAGACCAGGGUAACAAUUCAGAAGCACAACCGUCGCCGGUGGUUGUUGUAAAAGCGACCGGCAGAGGAAGAAAACGAAAGGAAGCCCGAGUAGAGUCAGAAGAGAUUAUCCCAAAAGAGAACUCCGCUGCCCCUAAAAAAAGAGGCAGAAAACCGAAAGCGACCCGAGAAGAAUUCGACGAUGUUAAGGAACAUGUGGAGCCAUCGAGACCGGCAAAACGAACCAAAACAGAUACGUCUAGAGUAAAUACGGCUGGUCUGCAAAUGUCGGCUGAGCAGGAGAAAGAAUUAAAUCAAGUCAUUAACAAUAUCACAAAGCGAGAUGGACCCUUGCGGCAGCGAAGCCUUCACAUUCUCAAGAAGGAGACUCCGUCAGAUGAUACCGUCCGACAUACCCGAUCCGGCCGGCCGUCGGUUCGGCCACUGGCGUUCUGGCGCAACGAAAAGUGCGUGUAUGGUACAGGAGAUACCGAAGUUGGGCAGAGGUUUCCUUUGUCAACCAUCAAAGAGAUCAUUCGAAUAGAUGACCCUGAGCCUGUUUUCUUGAAGAGUAAGAAAAAGUCAAGUAAAAAGAAGUCUAAGCUGAAAAAGGAACGCACAGAGUCUUCUGAUGAUGAGGCCGAGGACGUCGAGCCCUGGGAAACUGACGUUGGCGUGUUCUAUGGACCGGUACACGUCUGGGAUUCUGAACUACAGGCUGGAACCCAGGAAGAAGAGAUAAUGGAUAUUGCCUAUGCACCCCUAGCUAUCCAGACGCAAGAAGUCAAAGGAUCGAGUUUUCGUUUCGCCAAAAUUCUCAGCACGCCAUUUCUAGGGUCGGGGUUUGUUGAAAUGCCGCCAGGGGCAGUUAAAAAACAGAAGAACUCAAAGCGAAUGCACAUGGUAUUCUUCGUAUACCGUGGCAGGAUACGUGUUAAUGUAUCCGGAUUGGAAUUUAGUGCUGGGAAAGGCUGCGUAUUUCAAGUGCCACGAGGGAAUAAUUACAGCUUUGAAAACGAUUAUGGCACACCAGCCGCGAUCUUCUUCACUCAGGGAUGCAUUCCCCUGGAUGAAGAAGGAAACGUGGAUACCGGCGCCCCCGCCCCGCCUCUACUAGACCCAUCACAACAACCGCCGCAGGAAAACCAAGAACAGCAGGAACAGAACGAACAGCCUGCGGAGAUAGCCCAAGCAAAGGGGAAAAAGGGAUCUGCAAAGCCUGAGAAGAAGAAGAGAGGGAGGGCGAAACGCAAUGCAUAA
Messenger RNA from Ophidiomyces ophidiicola, 1959 nucleotides. RefSeq names its product mitotic fidelity of chromosome transmission- protein (gene MIF2). The coding region runs from base 1 to 1959 and encodes 652 amino acids. The transcript has 5 exons. Gene Ontology annotation, biological process: kinetochore assembly; attachment of mitotic spindle microtubules to kinetochore; spindle attachment to meiosis I kinetochore. The record is from RefSeq and is a predicted model, not a curated record. Gene Ontology annotation, cellular component: kinetochore. Gene Ontology annotation, molecular function: centromeric DNA binding. NCBI's taxonomy places the organism in Eukaryota, Fungi, Ascomycota, Eurotiomycetes, Onygenales, Onygenaceae.